Molecule: messenger RNA, 1524 nt
Organism: Nipponia nippon (crested ibis)
Lineage: Eukaryota; Metazoa; Chordata; Aves; Pelecaniformes; Threskiornithidae
Product: Y+L amino acid transporter 2
Biological process (GO): amino acid transmembrane transport
Cellular component (GO): membrane
Molecular function (GO): L-amino acid transmembrane transporter activity
Source: RefSeq, a predicted model, not a curated record
AUGCCAGCCCCCUGGCGAAUAUGCUGCAAUAAAAAAUCCAAAACUAAGAAUGGAAAAGCUGAAAUGGACAAUAUGGCAGACACAAGUGAAAAAAUGCAGAUGAAAAAAGAAAUCACGUUACUAAAUGGAGUUUCCUUAAUUGUAGGGAACAUGAUUGGCUCUGGGAUAUUCGUAUCACCCAGAGGUGUUUUAAUGUACAGUGCUUCCUAUGGACUCUCUCUAGUCAUCUGGGCGCUUGGUGGGAUGUUUUCGCUGUUCGGAGCUUUGUGUUACGCUGAAUUGGGAACAUCCAUCGUUAAAUCUGGGGCCAGUUAUGCCUAUAUCCUGGAAGCAUUUGGUGCCUUUGUGGCCUUCAUCAGACUGUGGUCUUCCUUGCUAAUUAUCGAACCAACAACACAGGCAGUGAUAGCAAUUACGUUUGCUAACUAUAUUGUUCAACCAAUUUUUCCUCAUUGUGAGCCGCCGUAUGAUGCAGUCAGGUUGAUUGCAGCUGCUUGUAUUUGUUCCUUAACAUUUAUUAAUUGUGUUAAUGUGAAGUGGGGAACCCGUGUACAAGAUGUUUUCACAUAUGCGAAAGUUAUGGCUCUUAUCUUGGUGAUAUCUGUGGGCCUUUAUAAAAUUGGUAAAGGAGAAACAGAAAACCUGAGAUCUCCGUUCGAGGGCUCAGCGACAAACCCAGGGAUGAUCGCGCUGGCUCUCUACUCUGCCCUCUUCUCCUACUCGGGAUGGGACACGCUCAACUAUGUCACCGAGGAAAUGCAGAACCCCGAGAGGAAUCUACCUCUUUCUAUUGCAAUUUCAAUGCCUAUUGUGACUAGUAUUUACUUGCUGACUAAUAUAGCGUACUAUGUAGUGUUGGACAUGUCAGCUCUCCUCACAAGUGAUGCAGUUGCUGUGACGUUUGGCGGUGAAACCCUUAGUUAUGCUAAGUGGAUAAUUCCUAUAGCAGUGGCCAUGUCUUGCUAUAGUGGCUUAAACUCAUCAAUAAUUGCAGCGUCUAGGCUUUUUUAUGUUGGAGCCAGGGAAGGACACCUCCCUGACAGUCUGAGCUUGAUUCAUAUAAAGUGCUACACACCAGUCCCUGCUCUCCUCUUCAAUGGCUUAAUGACUUUGCUUUAUCUCCUUGUGGAAGAUGUUUUCCUUCUCAUUAAUUACUACUGCUUCAACUACUGGCUCUUUGUGGGUCUGUCUAUUGCAGGACUGAUAUAUUUGAGAUAUACUCAGCCACAUAGACCGCGACCUAUUAAACUUAACCUCUUCUUCCCUAUAGUAUACUGUUUAUGUUCCCUUUUCCUGGUCAUAGUUCCUCUCUACAGCGACACAAUCAAUUCCCUUAUUGGUGUUGGUAUUGCCCUCUCAGGCAUACAUGCAUAUUAUUUGGGAGUCUAUCUGCCAAUUGAAAAACGACCUAAAUGUCUACAGUGGCUCUCUGCUACAACAACAAAAUAUGUUCAGAUGCUCUUCUACUGUGCUCUGUCGGACCUGGACAUAGACAUGGAACCUACAGCAGCUAAGAAUAAAUAG